AGACCUGAUCUGCAGAAGGGAGCAAGACGAGCUCUUCAGCAUCACCGCAGAGCUACAGCUAACUGUCAACCGGCUCGAUACAAUGAUGGAAGAUGAAGAAUUGGACUUUGUGGAUGAUUUGGACGCGAUUUUACACCUUACUCCAGAAGUGCAGCUUGCCAUCGAACAGGUGUUUCCCAGUCAGGAUCCACUCGAUCGAGCUGAUUUCAAUGCAGUUGAAUACAUCAACACGUUGUUUCCUACUGAGCAGUCCCUGGCAAAUAUCGAUGAAGUGGUUAACAAGAUUCGUCUGAAAAUCAGACGACUUGAUGACAACAUCAGGACGGUGGUGAGGGGACAAACUAACGUUGGCCAGGAUGGCAGGCAGGCUCUGGAGGAAGCUCAGAUAGCCAUCCAGCAACUGUUUGGCAAAAUCAAAGACAUCAAGGACAAAGCGGAAAAAUCGGAGCAAAUGGUAAAAGAGAUCACCCGGGACAUCAAGCAGCUGGACCAUGCAAAGCGUAACCUAACCACAUCCAUUACUACCCUUAAUCACCUGCACAUGCUCGCAGGAGGUGUGGACUCUCUGGAGGCCAUGACACGCAAGAGGCAGUAUGGCGAAGUGGCCAAUUUGCUUCAGGGAGUGGUCAAUGUGCUGGAGCACUUCCAAAAGUAUAUGGGGAUCCCUCAGAUCCGCCAACUGUCUGAACGAGUGAAAGCAGCACAAAGUGAACUUAGCACGCAGAUCCUAGCCGACUUUGAUGAGGCUUUUCCUGCACAGGGAUCAAAGAGGCCUGGGGGCCCUAGCAAUGUGCUCAGAGAUGCCUGUUUGGUGGCCAAUGUCCUGGAUCCUCGUAUUAAGCAGGAAAUAAUCAAGAAGUUUAUUAGGCAGCAUCUCUCUGAAUACCUUGUGCUCUUUCAAGAGAACCAGGAUGUGGCAUGGUUAGACAAAAUCGACCGGCGCUAUGCAUGGAUAAAGCGUCAGCUAGUGGAUUAUGAGGAGAAGUACGGACGCAUGUUUCCUGAAGAGUGGUGCAUGACGGAGCGUAUCGCUGUGGAGUUCUGCCAUAUCACCAGGACUGAGCUGGCCAAGCUGAUGCGAGCUCGUGCCAGGGAGAUUGAGGUCAAGCUGUUGCUCUUUGCUAUUCAGAGGACCACCAAUUUCGAGGGACUGCUGGCUAAGCGCUUCUCAGGCAGCACCUUGAGCGACGGCCCAGGGAAGAGACCUGAGACGCCCUUGGAGCCCACUAACCCUUUUCUGGAGGAUGAGUCAGGAGAGGACAACAUUUCUGAGAAGGAUGAAGAUCUCGUCAGGCCGAAGAAGCCCAAGACCCCAGAAAACCCCUUCCAUGGCAUUGUUUCCAAAUGCUUCGAGCCUCAUCUCUAUGUCUACAUUGAAUCACAGGACAAGAACCUUGGGGAGCUGAUUGACCGCUUUGUGGCUGAUUUCCGAGCCCAGGGUCCCCCUAAGUCAGGAACAGAAGAAGGGGGAGCUGUGUUACCCAGCUGUGCAGAUCUCUUUGUAUACUAUAAAAAGUGCAUGGUGCAGUGCUCUCAGCUGAGCACAGGAGAGCCUAUGAUUGCCCUCACUACCAUCUUCCAGAAGUAUCUGCGCGAGUAUGCCUGGAAGAUCCUGUCUGGGAAUCUGCCCAAAACAAGCAGUAACAGUGGAGGUCUGACCAUCAGCAGUCUGUUAAAGGAAAAAGAGGGUUCAGAAGUGACCAAAUUUACCACAGAAGAGCUCUGUCUUAUUUGUAGUAUCCUCAGCACAGCUGAAUACUGCCUUGCAACCACACAACAGCUGGAGGAGAAGUUAAAGGAGAAAGUAGACAAACCGCUCAUGGAGAGGAUUAACCUAACAGGAGAGAUGGACACCUUCAGCACUGUGAUCUCCAACAGCAUCCAGCUUUUGGUUCAGGAUCUGGAUGCUGCAUGCGAUCCAGCCCUCACAGCGAUGAGCAAGAUGCCAUGGCAGAGUGUGGAGCAUGUUGGUGACCAAAGCCCCUACGUCACUUCUGUCAUCAUGCAUAUCAAACAGAAUGUACCAAUAAUCAGAGACAACCUCGCUGCUACCCGCAAAUACUUCACCCAGUUCUGCAUCAAAUUCAUCAACUCUUUCAUUCCAAAAUUCAUCAACCACCUAUUCCGGUGUAAACCCAUCAGCAUGGUUGGAGCUGAGCAGCUUCUGUUGGACACCCAUUCUUUGAAGACUGUUUUGUUAGACCUUCCAUCUAUUGGCUCUCAAGUCCUUCGCAAAGCGCCAGCGAGUUACACUAAAAUAGUGGUCAAAGGGAUGACCCGGGCGGAGAUGAUUCUAAAGGUGGUCAUGGCUCCUCAUGAGCCGUCAGUGGUCUUUGUUGAUAAUUAUAUCAAGCUUCUUGCUGAUGGCAACCCAGAGACUUUCCAGAAAAUUCUUGACAUGAAGGGACUGAAGCGCAGCGAGCAGAGCAAUAUGCUGGAGCUCUUUAGACAGAGGUUACCUACUCCCCCCUCAGGGUCAGAUUCAGGACCCUCUAUGUCCUUCAAUGCCCCAACCCCUGAGCAGGAGUCCUCACGUAUCCGUAAACUGGAGAAGCUUAUCAAAAAACGAAUUCAGUGAUCUUUUCUUCAUCAGUGAAUUACACAGGACUUGUUAAAGCUAUAUGCGAAUGUGUCCCUCCUCCAGUGUCUUAACUCAUAGAGCAUUUUCAAGUGGCAUUAUUCACACGCAUAAAAGUUGAUAAAAGAGAACAUUUCCAUAUUAACAGGGAUCAGCCGUCCUAUACCGAAAACCAUAAAGUAAUGUUUAAAAGUUUUUAUUCCCCUAAUUAAUGUAAACCCCAUGAAUCAAAGGUUGUUUGUAAAAUUUCCUGUAAAACAUUGCUACAUUGCUGGCAUGUAUGAGUCAUUUACCCAUGUGUCCCAGUGUUUUUCCUUCUUUUUUUUUUCUUUUAUAACACUAAUGUGCAGACUUUCCAUAGUGGCUGAAUGCAUGUCAUUUACUUUGCACAUUUCUGAAAUAUGUUUGCACUUAAAGCAAAGUGGAUGGCAGAGAAAUCCAGAAAAGUACCCUGUUGCUACUUUGGCAAAAAUUCUUCCGGUUAGGGAUCAGAAUGAUUUAAGGGCAGUGUUUCUCUAAAUGUCCCCUUCACAAUCACCAUUACAAUAAACGAUCUUGAGGCACUUUGUGAAUGGUGUGUGCUGGGGGACUCUUUGUGUAAAUGGUAGUGGUCUGUAAUUCACUCUGCAGGUUUAGGAUUAGAGCCCAGGGCACUCUGUACCACAGAGAAACUAGGGAUUUCCUGUCUCUCAAUGGGACACAAACGAGUUGCCUUUCUUUCCCUCUGAAUUGACAUACUGUAAAGGUUCAAAGCUGUCGAGAUAUUUAUCAGCACAUGAACAGAUCCUGAGUACAAAGGUUUUCUGAAACUCUGUGAUGUCUUAAAGGACCUUACAAGGGCCUCUGAUUAACUGUGGAGUCAUAUGUUGUAAUAUUAGAUUUAAGAUAUAAAUAUUAUGAAACAAGGGUGAAAUAUUUAUAUGGUAUUCUGUCUAUAUGUGUGUUGCCUGUUAAUUGAUUUCAGUUGAGAGAUUUUUGGCAUGUAUAAGUAAGAGUGGGGCUUUGAUCAUCUCUGUUGUACUUUUUACUCUGACUACUGCUCUUAAUCAUACAAUUGUCAUUAAAGGCUUUUCAAAAACUUU
This is a messenger RNA of Silurus meridionalis, 3660 nucleotides long. RefSeq names its product VPS53 subunit of GARP complex (gene vps53). The transcript has 22 exons. Gene Ontology annotation, cellular component: GARP complex. Bases 83 to 2578 code for a protein of 831 amino acids. The record is from RefSeq and is a predicted model, not a curated record. NCBI's taxonomy places the organism in Eukaryota, Metazoa, Chordata, Actinopteri, Siluriformes, Siluridae. Gene Ontology annotation, biological process: retrograde transport, endosome to Golgi.